AUGUCUCUGACCAGAGCUGAGAGGACCAUCAUCGUGUCCAUGUGGAGCAAGAUCUCCACACAGGCGGACGCCAUUGGCACCGAGACCCUGGAGAGGCUCUUCUCCUGCUACCCCCAGGCCAAGACCUACUUCCCGCACUUCGACCUGCACUCGGGCUCCGCGCAGCUGCGCGCGCACGGCUCCAAGGUGGUGGCCGCCGUGGGCGACGCGGUCAAGAGCAUUGACAACGUGGCGAUCGCGCUGUCUAAGCUAAGCGAGCUGCACGCCUACGUGCUGCGCGUGGACCCGGUCAACUUCAAGUUCCUGUCCCACUGCCUGCUGGUCACGUUGGCCUCGCACUUCCCCGCCGACUUCACGGCCGACGCGCACGCCGCCUGGGACAAGUUCCUGUCCAUCGUGUCCGGCGUCCUGACGGAGAAGUACCGCUGA
Odocoileus virginianus texanus is the source of this 429-nucleotide messenger RNA. It is a transcript of the gene HBZ, whose product is annotated as hemoglobin subunit zeta. Gene Ontology annotation, cellular component: hemoglobin complex; blood microparticle; haptoglobin-hemoglobin complex. Gene Ontology annotation, biological process: oxygen transport; hydrogen peroxide catabolic process. Gene Ontology annotation, molecular function: iron ion binding; haptoglobin binding; organic acid binding. The record is from RefSeq and is a predicted model, not a curated record. Lineage: Eukaryota; Metazoa; Chordata; Mammalia; Artiodactyla; Cervidae.